Messenger RNA from Oncorhynchus gorbuscha (pink salmon), 477 nucleotides. RefSeq names its product conserved oligomeric Golgi complex subunit 6-like. The transcript is spliced from 4 exons. NCBI's taxonomy places the organism in Eukaryota, Metazoa, Chordata, Actinopteri, Salmoniformes, Salmonidae. Gene Ontology annotation, cellular component: COG complex. The record is from RefSeq and is a predicted model, not a curated record. Gene Ontology annotation, biological process: intra-Golgi vesicle-mediated transport. Bases 149 to 430 code for a protein of 93 amino acids.
CUCUCCACCCCCUCUCUCUUUGUCUCUCUCUUUGUCUCUCAGGUACACCUUGGAUGAGUUUGGGACAGCUCGGAGGUGUGUGGUGGUGCGGGGGUUCAUUGAUGCCCUGACCAGAGGGGGUCCAGGAGGCACGCCUCGACCCAUAGAGAUGCACUCCCACGACCCUAUGAGGUACGUGGGGGACAUGUUGGCGUGGCUGCACCAAGCCACCGCAUCCGAAAAGGAGCAUCUGGAGGCCCUGCUGAAACAAGUCACAGCACGAGCACCAGGAGUGGAUGAGACCAUGCAAGAGGUGGUGGGACACAUCACUGAGGGAGUCUGCAGACCUCUUAAAGUGCGUCUGGAGCAGGGAAUCUUGGCUGAGCCGGGUUCUGUUCUACUCUACAAGCUGUCCAACCUGCUCAAGUUCUACCACCACACCAUCAGGUAGGUAGUACCCUGACCUCUGAACCUGACCCCUGACCCUAACCCUCAAGG